Zychaea mexicana is the source of this 2333-nucleotide messenger RNA. RefSeq lists its product as uncharacterized. The transcript is spliced from 5 exons. The coding region runs from base 136 to 2088 and encodes 650 amino acids. The record is from RefSeq and is a predicted model, not a curated record. Lineage: Eukaryota; Fungi; Mucoromycota; Mucoromycetes; Mucorales; Lichtheimiaceae.
UUCCCCCCACGAUCUCCAUUCACGAAAUCAAUCCCCUUAUGCAGCAUCGGUUUCACAAUUUAGUGCAAGGGACAUGAAGAGCCUUGGCCAUUACAUACGGGGCAACAAAAGAGUUUGCCUCAUUUGCCCAAAAGUAUGGUAAUGACGUCUAAGCCUCUUCCGACGUUCCAAGAUGACGACAAUAAUGCUGGUGCCAACGAAAUGGGGACACCCGUGCCCGAGGGUCGUAAGUCAAGCAACCAACAACAGCAAGGACAGCAACAGUUGCAAAGAGCGCCCAGUAAGGCGUUGACGACCACAUCCAAGGGAUCCGAAGCACCGGUUUUUAUGGCUCAGCCCAAACCCAGCAUGAAAUUGUCGACACAUCGCGGCUCGACGGUACAGCAGCAAGUGUAUCGCAUGAAUGGUGGUAUUCAUCCUACGGAUCUGCUGUCUUCGCGUCUGAGCGCUUGGCGACUUGCCAUCAAGGAUUUGAUCAAAUUGUUCCAGCAGAUAGAAGGAAUCGAAUCCAGAACGGCCGGUCGCUACAGCAAGUCUAGCAAGACGAUUGUGAUUCCACUACCCGAGGCUAAUGGUCAGUUCAUGGAAUCCGGUGGUAUCCAAGACCUAUGGAUGUCGUUCCGCAACUACACUGUGGAACAAAGUGUGCGCCAUCAAGAUUAUGUCAAUUACUUGGAUCGCUCUGUGCUGCCAAGUCUGCGCAGUAUCAAGAACGAUAUCAAGUCUAUGCUCAAGGCCAUUGGUCAUGACAAGAACUUGAAGACGACCAGCUUGUACGAGGGCCGUCGUCGCAUGGACGCACUUGUCUCCAAGCUGGAUAGCGCGAUUCAGUACAACACCCAAAUGCCUGAUUCGGCCCACCAGCGUCAAGAUCCAUUGUUGAUCAAUUGCGCUGUUUUCCAAGCCAACAAGAAUCUGUUUGACAGCGAAAACACGUUGCAUGAGAAUAUUUUAAACUUGCAACAUGAAAUCCACUUGUUUGAACGCAACUUGGUCGAGAGCAUUCGAUCAAUCACGCAUCAAUUGCAACAGUUCCGGAUGGAGAAGCUAGAAGCCCACAGUGCGUUCGGCCAAGUGACCACAACGUUCGGCAACAUUGGUGCCGAUACUGAAUGGGACGAGUUUGCUCGUCGUAACUCGGGGAACUUGAUCAGUACAGAAGCUGCGUACAAGACUGACCAGGAUAUCAGCUAUCCAAACCAGAACCACGAUCUCGUGCAGCCUGUCAAGGUUGGCCUGCUGGAGCGCCGAACGAGCAUUAUGCGCAACUGGGCGGAAGGACUGUAUGUUUUGACUCCAUCCGGCUUUUUGCACAGUUACAAAUCGACCCGACAAUUCGAUGAGGAUCCAUUGAGCCCCGAAGUGUCGAUUUUCAUUCCGCACACGAACAUCGAUUGCAGCAGAAACUACGACUCGAUGUAUCAGGAGAACGCCUUUGAAAUCCGCGGCAAGAACGCACAAUCCUUGGUUGGCAUGGAAAAGAGCUUUAUGCUCAGAUCACAAGACCAGAACGAUUUGCAGGAUUGGUUCAAUAGACUAGUCCAAAUGUCGGAUCGAUUCCGUCCCGAGCCCCUUAUUCAGCAGGGUCAAUUUGGUCAGCAACAACAACAACAACAACAACAACAGCAUGAUGAUGAUGAUGAUGAUGAUUAUGAUCAUGAUCAGCAACAGGGCGGUUAUGAACAACAGCAGCAAGGAUCUGAGCGUGCUUUGCCACCUAUGCCCGAAGAACAAGAGCCAUCGUCAUCGGGUUAUCAGCAACAAGGCCAACAGAACAAUCAGCAGCAGCAGCAGCAGCAGCCUCAAGUGAUCCAAGUACCUGUUGAAUACAUCCAACCGCAGCAAGCGGUUGCUACUCCUCAAGUCGAUCAGAGCGACAAGACCCAGCAAGCAUCACAGGUAGAGUCAGAUGAGACGCAUCAGCAAGAUAAGGGCAAGAGUCCUAUCCCUGUGGCAAAGUCAUCAAACACUGGCAAUGCGUAUCAACAAGACCAAGUUGACGAUGAUGAUGAUGAUGAUGAUGAUGAUGAUUGGGACACUGUUCCGCAACAAGACGGGAAUGCUGAAACUGCAUUGCAGCGCGACUGAAUCGUUGCCGCUAAACUAAGAAAAGAAGAAGACUUGAGAAAUCUAAUGAUGCGUCAUAGAGAGGAGAUUACAUCAUUGUGGUGUUUAACCAUGCUGUGUAACCUGUUUUUGUUGCUAUAUAUAAUGUACAGUUCUUUUUAGUUUUUUUCCCUUUACAGUACAAAGUUAACCCUAGUAAUAAACUUAUUUAUAAUAAUAAAAGUAUUAGUGAUAUUCACAUGUAAACAUGAAAAGAGAGGGUUUGU